UCCCCCGCGGCUGCGCGUUCGUGAAGCGUCGCGGCGCCGGGUGUCCAAGAUGGCGUCGGGGCCGCCCCCCACGGCCGCCGAGGCGUACCGGCCCAACCGUUACGUCUCGCUGCCGGCCGAGCUCGAUCCCAACACCUACGACUCGUCGCCGGAGAAGCGCCGUGCGGAAGCUGAGCGCUUGGCGAUCCGCGCCCGGCUCAAGCGGCAGUACCAGCUGCAGCUCAACAACCCCAACCCACCGGCCAUCAUCGAAAAUCCUGCCUUGAUCCGCUGGGACUAUGCUAGGACACACAACGUCUACCCUACUUUCCGCCUGACACCUAAGACGGUCUUUCUGGGAGCUGUUUGUUCGAUAGGCCCUCUCCUCUUCUGGGGCAUUCUCUUCAAAGUCGAUAGGGAUCGUAGGGAGAAGCUUAUCAAAGAAGGAAAAUACGAGCGACCGUUCAGUCUAUAUUAAGUUCCUGGACUUGCAGUGCUGUUCAUGGGAUAUAAAUAAAAUAAGAUGUGUGUUGACCAUU
Molecule: messenger RNA, 518 nt
Organism: Colius striatus (speckled mousebird)
Lineage: Eukaryota; Metazoa; Chordata; Aves; Coliiformes; Coliidae
Gene: NDUFB4
Product: NADH:ubiquinone oxidoreductase subunit B4
Exons: 3
Coding region: 50-457 (135 amino acids)
Cellular component (GO): mitochondrion
Source: RefSeq, a predicted model, not a curated record